AUGGACUGGAAAUCGAUCGACCCACGCCCGCACCCGAGCCCGAGCCCGCUGACGUCCCCGUCAAGGCGAAACAUCGCAGGACGAUGGGUUAUUGCGGUUGUGGUUGGCCUGGCUUAUUUCUGGGUUGUGGUUCUUAGGUCUCCUAUUAGCCCCCCGGUGGUUGUGCCAGAGUCCGUAUUUGGCUGGGAGAGCAUCCCUCCUUCGGAGUCGCUGGAGUAUCAUGACUGUGGAGAUGGUUUCCAAUGUGCCCGGUUAGAGGUUCCGAUGGACUAUAAUCGCUCGGAUAUUGAGGAUCGAAAAUUCACUUUGGCUGUGGUACGAAUCCCAGCGAAAGUCCCGGUUGGAGACCCCCGCUAUGGAGGCGCUGUCCUGAUUAACCCAGGUGGUCCGGGUGGCCCUGGAACCCUGCAGGCAAUUUUGACUGGUCGCAAUUUACAGACGAUUGUCGACGCGGAGAGUGAUCCUAUUUUCCCUGCGCCUGAAAGCAGCGAUAAGUAUUUCGACAUUAUUGGAUUUGACCCACGUGGUGUGGGAUCCACGACACCGGCAGUGACAUGCUUUCCAGACCCUGUAUCGCAGCGGAACUGGGAAUUGCAAGUCUCGGCGGAAGGCAUGCUUGGAAGUGGCCCGGAAUCACUGGUUAGGAACUGGCAGCGUACCCAGGCACUGAACUCGGGAUGUUCAUUCUGGGAAAUGGCAGAUCUGCCCCACCAGAAUGAUUCCAUGAUGGAGUAUGUUAGUACUCCCCUGGUCGCAAAAGACAUGGUUACUAUCAUUGAGCGCCAUGGUGAAUGGCGUGAGAAAGAGGGCCUCAAGGCACAGGCUUCCUUUGAUCAGAGUCACGGCCCCGAUGAAUCGCGUGCAAUUUUGAGACGCACGCAGUGGCGUAUCAAUCAGGAGCCACUCUUGUACUGGGGCCGGUCCUACGGUACUCUACUUGGCACAACCUUUGCAGCCCUCUUCCCCGAUCGGGUUCAACGCGCUGUCCUCGAUGGUGUCGUCAACAUGGACAAGUACUACGAAGGGCGCGGGCCAAGUGCAAUAGCUGACGCUGAUGCAAUCUUCAGUCGUUUUGGUCACUACUGUAAUGCCGUCGGUUCAAAUGACUGUCCCUUGUUUGUUGAAGGAGGAGCACAAGCCAUCCUGGAUGCAUAUUGGUCACUCGAGGACCAGCUUCUAAAUAUGUCGAUGCCGGUGAUGGCAUCGGCCACUCGGGGACCCGAGGUUGUGACCUGGACAGACGUGAAGGCUAUUCUUCGCGUUGCUGUGUAUCAACCAUUACUUGCGUUUCCUGUUCUGGCAUACCACAUGAGCGAGUUGAUGAAGGGGAAUCCUGUAACUUUGGCAGAUUUCAAACAUCGCAGUCACUUUUCCGUCUGUCCAUCUAGCGAAUGCAGUAUCGCUGGCCCGUGGUCACCGGAAUGUUCGCGGGGACAGGAUAAUAGUCUCUAUGCGAGCGCUGCUAUUCUCUGCACUGACGCAGAGUAUAUGGCUCAUUUGAGUAUAGAAGAGUUCCAAGAUAAGUGGAAUCAUCUAAGAGCCGACAGUGCAGCACUUGGAGAUUAUUGGGCCCAACUUGAGCUGGCAUGUGUCGGUUGGAAGGCCAAGGCCAAGUAUAAGUUUACAGGUCCGUGGGGCGGUGUUACCUCCCACCCGAUGUUGUUUGUGGCGAAUACACUCGACCCAGUGACGCCUUUGAGCAGCGCACGGCACAUGUCGCAGCAAUUCCCCGGGUCUAGAUUACUCCAACAAGAUUCCGAAGGGCACACCACUAUUGCUGCACCUUCCGUCUGUAUUGCCAAGUCAAUCCGCAAUUACUUCCAAACUGGCGAUCUUCCUGCCACCGGUACCCUCUGCGAAGCGGACUUGAAGCCGCUAGUCGGCGCACCUCAGAAAGCUGCAGCCCUUCGUCAUGACAUGAAUGAUGCCGAUAUGAAACUCUUCGAUGCGCUUUUGAAAGACGUCAACCUGGGCCACUGGCCGGCACUGCCUUUAUAG
Messenger RNA from Penicillium atrosanguineum, 1998 nucleotides. Its product is annotated as alpha/beta hydrolase. Lineage: Eukaryota; Fungi; Ascomycota; Eurotiomycetes; Eurotiales; Aspergillaceae. The transcript has 5 exons. The coding region runs from base 1 to 1998 and encodes 665 amino acids. The record is from RefSeq and is a predicted model, not a curated record.